Anas platyrhynchos (mallard) is the source of this 2043-nucleotide messenger RNA. RefSeq names its product ADP-ribose/CDP-alcohol diphosphatase, manganese dependent (gene ADPRM). The record is from RefSeq and is a predicted model, not a curated record. Gene Ontology annotation, molecular function: CDP-glycerol diphosphatase activity; manganese ion binding; 2',3'-cyclic-nucleotide 2'-phosphodiesterase activity. Lineage: Eukaryota; Metazoa; Chordata; Aves; Anseriformes; Anatidae.
CCUUCCGGCUCCGGCGGCCGCGAUGGAGGCGGCGCCGCGCGUUUCCUUCGGGGUGGUCGCGGACAUCCAGUACGCAGACGAGGAGGACGGCUGCGACUUCUGGGGGCGCCGGCGGCGGUACUACCGGCACAGCCUCCGCCUGCUGCGGGCCGCCGUGGAGGCGUGGGCAGCCGAGCAGCCGCCGCUCGCCUUCGUGGUGCAGCUGGGCGACUGCAUCGACGGCGUCAACGCGCGGCGCGGCGCGGCCGAGGGCGCUCUGGAGCGGGUGCUGGCGGCGCUGCGGAGGCUGCCGGUGCCGGUGCACCACGCCUGGGGCAACCACGAGCUCUACAACUUCUGCCGGGACCGCCUGGCGAGUAGCGGCCUCAACAGCCGCCCCGCCCCCGCCCCCGCCGCCGGGCCGCCCGCCGGGCCGCCCGGGGACUGCCAUGCCUACCACUUCAGCCCGGCGCCGCGCCUCCGCUUCGUCCUGCUCGACGGCUACGACCUGAGCGUGCUGGGCAGGGACCCGGCCAGCCCCAGCCACCGGGAGUCCUUGCGGCGGCUGAGGGAGAGGAACCCCAACGAGAACCUCAACAGCCCGGCAGGGCUCAAAGAACCUCAGUUUGUAGAGUUUAAUGGAGGAUUUAGCCAAACCCAGCUGGACUGGUUCGAUGAAGUUCUCAAGUUCUCUGAUGAAAACCAAGAAAAAGUUGUAGCUAUGGGUCAUCUGCCCAUUCAUCCAGAUGCUUCAGACAAAGUUUGCUUAGCCUGGAAUUACGAAGAUGCGCUUUCUGUCAUACACUCUCAUCAGUGCGUCGUCUGCUUUCUUGCAGGACACCUGCAUGAUGGUGGCUAUUGUUUAGACUCACAUGGUGUUCAUCAUCUGACUUUGGAGGGGAUUAUUGAAACUCCACCAGAAAGCAAUGCCUUUGGAACUAUUUAUGUCUAUGAUGAUAAAAUGGUAUUAAAGGGAAGGGGCAGAAUUUCAGAUAGAGUUAUGUAUUUCUAAAAAUGGUAAGCAUACAUAUAUAAAUUGUUCUUCAGGAAAUAGUCGGACUAAAAAGUAUAGGAUCCAGCAUAUUCUUUGCUUGUAGAAAGAUCUACACAGCUGAUCCUUACAGCUUUAACUUACGUUUUUUUCUCAGAUACAGAAUUCUAAAAAUUAUACUUCUGUAAGAAACCAGACUUAGUUUCUGCUUGGAAAAUAGAGAAGGCCAGUAACUGUGUUUGAAAUAAAUAUAUUUGAAUGCAGAAUGUUGAAUUGAACUACCCAAUCUUGAACAGAUUGUUACUCAACUGUGGGGGAAGGGGGAAGAAAAAAAAAAACUCACUAGUUGGCUGGUGUUUUGUUUUUGAUUUUUUUUUUUUUUAAAUUUAUAUGUGUCAGAUUUAAAGCAUGCAAAAUUGUACCUGUGUAGAAGUGUUUACAUUUUUAUGUCUUGAGUCUAGUAGAAAAGUCCACCCUGUAGCCUAAUGAGGCGGUCUUAACAUUGCUUCAAAAAGCUCAAGUAAUUUUCAAAAAAUAAAAGCUCAAGAAAAAUGGACACCAUCUAUGCUAUGUCAGAACACAGCACAGGGAGGCCCAAGCUUAAAAAUAAAAAUAAUAUAAAUUAAAGCAGGAAGACUAUGGCAUCAUGUAAUGCUGCAGAUACACAAUACACCAGCUGGGAUCUACGUGUGCCCAGCCAUGUUAGCCUGCAGCUGUAUCAACCUAACAAGCCCUGACUUGGGAUGACUUAAAGCAUGGUGUUGUGCUGCAUCUGAACCCAUGCUGGCUCACACCCUGCCAGCUUUAGUGUCCAGCAUACUCACCUGUGCUUUCUUCUCCAGGAUUAGUGAUGAUGGAGCACGGUUACCGUCUCUGGGUUGCUGCAUGGGUUCUGCUUUCCAGGACCAGAAAUUCUGCAAGUUGUGACAGUAACUAUGUCUGCUGGUGGCAGUCAAGCAUGCGUCUCACAGAAAUAAAGAAGUUUUCACUGGAUUUUCUUUAGAAAAAUAUGAUUUACUACUCUGUCAAAACAAUAAUCACAAAUAAAGAUAAUAAAAACAUUGAUUUAGAUA